Molecule: messenger RNA, 2611 nt
Organism: Cucurbita maxima (winter squash)
Lineage: Eukaryota; Viridiplantae; Streptophyta; Magnoliopsida; Cucurbitales; Cucurbitaceae
Product: RING-H2 finger protein ATL74-like
Exons: 2
Coding region: 377-1021 (214 amino acids)
Biological process (GO): protein ubiquitination
Molecular function (GO): transferase activity
Source: RefSeq, a predicted model, not a curated record
AACCUAAAUGGACAUGUAAUAUGUAAUGAUGACUAAUGUGGAGGAAGGAAUGGAAAGGCAUUGUAAUCUUAAAACCAUAUGAUCCAAACUCGGGACAUCAAAUCUUGGCUCAGACGUAGCUUUUGGCUUCGUUCCACUGUUGAACUUGAAAGCAAAUGGAAGAAGGGUAAGUAAGAGAGGGAUUUUUGUGAGUGAUAGGAACUUUCUACUUUCAGUUUCUUUCGUGGUUCGAUUUGUUCAUCAAUGAACUAUGAGGUUAGGAUUUCGCAAGUUUCUUUGAGGAAUUUCAUCAAACAGGUUCAAGAUCUGAAGUAAAUUACCUUUGGCGGAAUCAUUUCCUGGUGUUGUUUUGAGGUAGUGAGCAGCUCCUAUAGUCAUGGCAUCCGAUCACCACCCUCACCGUCUCCACCGCCUCCUCCUUGGCGUCGAUGCGACGGCGCCGCAGUCCAAUGGAACCAGAACCAAAAAUUCGUACAGCAACGAAGCGAAUUUCGACACGAACAUGGUGAUAAUCCUUGCCGCGUUACUCUGCGCCUUGAUUUGCGCUCUCGGAUUGAACUCAAUCGUUCGAUGUGCCCUCCGCUGUACUCGGCGGUUCACCUUCGAGAACGGUGGCGGCUCCGCCACGCGCCUCACUGCCAGAGGGCUGAAGAAAAGCGCAUUACGCCAAAUUCCUGUCGCUGUUUACGGGUCGGAGUCGGGUAAAGGGAUCCGAGAAACGGAUUGCCCUAUCUGCCUUGGGGAUUUCAUCGUCGGUGAGAAAAUCAAAGUUCUCCCAAAAUGUAACCAUGAAUUUCACGUUCGAUGUAUCGACACCUGGUUGGUUUCCCACACGUCGUGUCCGACAUGUCGUCAAUCGCUUCUCGAACAACAGACAAAUCCCCAACCUGCGGAACCGGAAGUCGGAAACGGACCCGCCGGCAAUUCAUCGGCCGGCGGCCAAGUUAAAACUAUACAGAUUUACCUCGAUCUACUUUCCAUCAAAUUAAUCUCAGUUUCCAACAAGCUCCAUCUCUGCUGAUGAGUCAGCAUUGUUAUGCUGACGUGGAUACAAAACUGAUUUGAUUGGACGCGAUUCACCGAAGGCUGAGGCCAGCCUGCGUGGACACACUGGAGGUCCAUUCAUAUUCCUCAUGCUACCACGUGCCAGUAAUCGCUGAUGAAUCAACGGCUACGAUCAAAAGUCUUAGUACAUUGCCCUUUUUUUGUCCUUUUAAUUUACCUUAUUUUCGCGUGUAAAACUCGUGGAAAUCGCCCCUACUCCACGUUCUCUUUGCCGGACCUCGUGGCAGUUCCCGAUCGAAACACGCCACAAAUUCCCUACACACAUUCCUACUUCAAGCUUCAAAAUCCCUCGGAUACCCAUUCGACACCACGACAAGUAGGGACAAUGUCGUAAUUUCAAUUACAAGAAAAUUGAUUAGUAAUGGAAGAUGAUGGCGGUUGCAUGGAAAUAAAAUGAGACGAUUUACAGAGAAGCAAACAAAGGUGGAAUUCCGAGUGUGAAGGAAGACUGGACGCUGACGGGUUUAUAAUCAAAAUGGAGAAAAUAAUAUAUUUAUUAUUAAAAAAAAUUGACGAUUUAAAUGUCAUGAAAAUUUCAGCUGGUCUGAUCGUUUUAGGAAACUGAUUCAAUCGCUUCUGUUUAUCCAGUCUCGUUUCCUCCAUCAUCAAACGUCUGCUUCAACCAGAAUCGUUUUCAAUCCGAAACCAAUUUCAAGAAGAAGGGAGGGCCGUCGUCUUCCCCAUCGGCUAAUUCCUCUGUUUCUGUUUUUUUGUCUCUUGGUUGCAGUUUGCGAUAGCCAAUGGUUUCGUUAGCAAUUCAAUGUGGAAGAAAUUUCAGCGCAUUGGAUCAUGGAUACGCGAAUGUUCCCGACGGAUGUGAUCAGAAAGUAAGUCCUCGUUCUUUGGUGGCUUUCCCCGGAAGAUUCAGGAAAUCGAGGACUCACAUUUCUUCAAUGAAGAGUUUGCAGCCAGUGAAAGGCCAUGUGAAGGGGAGAAAAAAAGGCAAUGAGGCGAUUUCUAGCGAUAAGCUCGAUAAAUGGAUGAAGGAAUCGGUGGUGGAAAUUGUGAAGAAUCUUCGAGAAGCGCCUCUGUUUUUGCGGUGGUACACGACGGAGGACGGCAAGGGAGCGAGAUUGGAGACGGAGAAGGCAGUGGAGGAAGAUCGUUGGAGAACGUUGGAGGAACAGUGGAAGAACGGAGAGGCGCGGACGCCGGAAGGAAUCAUAUUCGUUCAAGAGCUUGAAGAUGAGGAUUACGAGGGGGAAUCGAAGGCGUGGGGGAUUGUAGUACAAGGAAGAUGCGUUGAACGUGGUGCGCCGGUUUGUUACUUGUUGAAGACGAGUAGUAGUAGGGGAGGGGUAGGUCUGUGGUGCACGCAUUUCUGUCUGGUUAGGGUUAAGAACUUCAGAGAGACGACGAAAUCGCAGCUGAAGAAUUGUUGGUUGCUGCAGAAUCAGUGAAAUUGGCAACUUAGAAAAUAUUUUAAUAUCUUUAGAAAACAAUUUUAUUUGAUUUUUUUUUUUAAAAAAAAUAUAUGAAAAUGUCUUCUCUCCGGACGUAACGAUAACAGAGAAUAUAUACAUUUUCAGACGUUGUUCCGGUGGCC